Molecule: messenger RNA, 1658 nt
Organism: Toxorhynchites rutilus septentrionalis
Lineage: Eukaryota; Metazoa; Arthropoda; Insecta; Diptera; Culicidae
Product: N(4)-(Beta-N-acetylglucosaminyl)-L-asparaginase-like
Exons: 3
Coding region: 415-1512 (365 amino acids)
Biological process (GO): protein deglycosylation
Cellular component (GO): lysosome
Molecular function (GO): N4-(beta-N-acetylglucosaminyl)-L-asparaginase activity
Source: RefSeq, a predicted model, not a curated record
GGCUGUUACUAAUUUCUUACCAAAAUUACACACAUGUUCAUACGUCGAGGUGAUCAGAAUCAAACUGGAACAAUUCCAUCAGUUUUUGUUCUACAUUCAUACUCAUAUCUAGACGUUCCAAGGCUGAAUGCAAGAAAUAUAUUUUUCUGAUAAAGAUCUUCUAUUGUGGCAUCGCGCAAUUGUUUAUCCUGUCAGUUGCUUCGGGGAGGCAAUUCUCCUUAUCAGCAAUGGUGAAUAAUGCCGAGGAAAAAGAGAAGCUAGCCGAUUGCUCGAAGUCUUCGAUGGAUCCUAUCAAUGUAAAUAUAUGUAAUAUAGCAAACCUACUCUGGAUGCAGUGGUACUGUGAUUUUACCACAGGAUAAGAAUCGCGUUCAGCCAAAACUAGUUGCAGUGAAUCAGCAAUAGCCAUCGGAAAUGAUAAUACAACGUGGAAUGGCGUCGCCUGGACGAAUCGCCGGUAUAUGUGUAUUCUCAAUUGUGAUGAUCGCUCAAGUGCAAUUUAGCAGACAGGGAAUUCCACUUGUAGUCAAUACAUGGGGUUUCCAAAACGCUACACUCAAAGCAUAUCAUUCAUUGAUUUUUGAUAAGCUAAGUGCAAUUGAUGCUUUAAUCGAAGGCUGUAGCGUAUGUGAACGAGAGCAGUGCGAUGGCACUGUCGGAUAUGGCGGCAGUCCAGACGAAAAUGGCGAGACCACUCUGGAUGCAAUGGUUAUGGAUGGCAAUACGAUGAACGUUGGUGCCGUUGCCGCGAUGAGGAACAUAAAACAUGCAAUUGCGGUGGCUCGGCACGUUCUCGAAAACACAAAGCAUACGCUGUUGGUUGGAAGUCGAGCCACGGAGUUUGCAGUAAUGAUGGGAUUCCAUCGAGAGUCACUCCAAACGAAACGCUCUCGAGAGAUGUGGGAAGAGUGGAAGAACAAUCACUGUCAGCCGAAUUUCUGGACUAACGUUAUUCCAUCACCGUCGAUGUCCUGUGGACCCUAUGAGCCAAUUUCAGCAAAUUCGUUAGAUUCGAAGUUCUGGUCCUCACCGACAAACAAUGUUGACGAACAGCAGAAACAAAGCAGGGUUCAGAUCGAUCGCUACAAUCAUGACACCAUCGGUAUGAUAGUGUUGGAUUCCGAAGGGCGCCUCGCUGCUGGUACCUCAACCAACGGAGCGCGCAACAAAAUUCCUGGUCGCGUAGGUGAUUCUCCCAUUCCGGGAUCAGGAGCUUACGCGGACGCAUCGGUUGGUGCUGCAGCUGCUACUGGCGACGGCGACGUUAUGAUGCGCUUUUUACCUUCAUUUCUGGCAGUCGAACUACUGAGACAGGGCGUUGCCCCGUCUGAAUCAGGGAAAGCAGCGCUGGCGCGCAUCGUUAAGCACUACCCCAGUUUCCAGGGUGGAAUAGUGGUUGCCACGAAGGAUGGACAGUAUGGUGCCGCUUGCCAUGGACUUAUAGAAUUUCCAUAUUCGGUGGUGGAGUCUGUCGAUGCGAAAGUUGUGGUGAAAACAGUGAAAUGCACAUAAUAAUUACACUGACUAUGAAACUAACAAGUGCGUUAUCUGGAGGCUAAUAUAAUGAAUCAGUGAUGGAAAUGAUGGAGAUCGUUUCGAUUGAUGAAGGAAAUAAAAUAUGUGUUUUGUAAUAUCACAAGUACUACAAUUAAAUCAAA